AUGGCAGCCGCUCGUAAGAGAAAGCAGAUCGAACCGACUGCCGAAGACUUGUCGAAUGUCGAAUUCGAAACCUCUGAAGAGGUCGAUGUGGCACCNUUGCGAAAGCAAUUCUCAGUACAAAAGCAAAUCGAACCGACAGCUGAAGACUUGUCGAAUGUCGAAUUCGAAACCUCCGAAGAGGUCGAUGUGGCACCAACUUUCGACGCUAUGGGACUUCGAGAGGAUCUUGUUCGUGGAAUUUAUGCUUAUGGAUUCGAAAAGCCGUCUGCUAUUCAGCAACGAGCCAUCAAGCAAAUUAUCAAUGGACGUGAUGUUAUUGCUCAGGCCCAGUCGGGUACUGGUAAAACGGCAACGUUCAGCAUCAGUGUGUUGCAAGGACUGAACACGACGAUUCGCGAAACACAGGCAUUGAUUCUGUCGCCAACUCGUGAACUUGCUGGACAAAUUCAGAAGGUAAUUUUGGCACUGGGUGACUAUAUGAACGUGCAGUGUCAUGCGUGUGUUGGUGGAACGAAUGUGGGUGAGGAUAUUCGUAAAUUGGAUUACGGACAGCAUGUUGUAUCAGGAACACCAGGAAGAGUUUUUGAUAUGAUCCGUCGUCGUAAUCUGCGAACGCGAAGUAUCAAAAUGCUCGUCAUGGACGAGGCGGAUGAGAUGUUGAACAAAGGUUUCAAAGAGCAAAUCUAUGAUAUCUAUCGUUAUCUGCCGCCUGGUGCUCAAGUGGUACUGUUGUCUGCAACACUUCCUCACGAAAUUCUCGAAAUGACCAGCAAAUUCAUGACCAAUCCGAUUAGAAUUCUUGUCAAACGGUUAGUAUUUCGAAUUUAUUGUAAUGAUUUUUUACUUUACUGA
Molecule: messenger RNA, 852 nt
Organism: Anisakis simplex (herring worm)
Lineage: Eukaryota; Metazoa; Nematoda; Chromadorea; Rhabditida; Anisakidae
Source: the annotation of a GenBank genome assembly